This is a messenger RNA of Sitophilus oryzae (rice weevil), 738 nucleotides long. RefSeq names its product endocuticle structural glycoprotein SgAbd-8-like. The record is from RefSeq and is a predicted model, not a curated record. Bases 309 to 719 code for a protein of 136 amino acids. NCBI's taxonomy places the organism in Eukaryota, Metazoa, Arthropoda, Insecta, Coleoptera, Curculionidae. Gene Ontology annotation, cellular component: chitin-based extracellular matrix. The transcript has 4 exons. Gene Ontology annotation, molecular function: structural constituent of chitin-based larval cuticle.
CAUACCGCCAGCUUUAGAUACAUAAAUAUUAGCACAAAGCGCUAUAACCCGCUAAAAUUGACAACAAUUAAUUACCAAAAUACAGUUGUACCAUUGCACCGAUAUGCCAAAACUACUUGUACCGUUAGAAACGUGUUAAACUGUACCUCCCAAAAAUUCUAACUUGACCAUGAAAGACUCAUUUUUCGUCCGACCUUUAAACGAUGGGAUGAGGCAACAGAUUCACUUUUCGGUGUAUAAAAAAAGAAUUUGCAAAUGCAGACCUCAUAUCGAUCUGUGAUUCGGUACAAGAAACUUAUUAUCAGAAGAUGAAAUCAUUUGUUGUAGCCUUUGCUUUGGUAGCUGUCGUCUACUCAGCUACCACACCCAUUCCCAUCAUCAGUCAAAACCAAGACAGCAGUCCAGACGGUUCUUUUUCGAACUCCUUCGAAUCAGGAAACGGGAUUCAAGCCCAAGCUUCCGGAAUACUGAAGAAUCCCGGAGUUAAAGACGCCGAAGCUUCCGAGAUUCAAGGUUCCUUCUCCUAUACCGCCGAAGAUGGUACUCCCAUCCAAGUAAACUACAUUGCUAAUGAACUUGGAUUCCAAGCUCAAGGAAACCAUCUUCCCGUUCCACCAGUAGACACCAACACCCCACCCACUCCACCACCAAUUCCAGCAGCUAUCCAGAGGGCACUUGACUGGAUCGCAGCUCAUCCUAUUCCAGAGUUGCAAAACUAAGUACAAAAUUUGUUAGGAA